CCCGCCCCCCCUUUUAACGGGCUAUCGUCAUCAUCCACUCUAUGGUUACUCCUUACAGCAGCUCCAAUAACUAAUCUCCAAAGACAUCCCGGAAUCAUUCCAUUCGUGCAGCAGGCAAAAAAAAUGUAGAAGAAGCUGAAAACACCGCCGAAGCCCACGUCAACAACAGGCACACAAGGCCCCUCGUGUUCUUUGUCCCGGAUCCUAGCCUAGGCCAAUGACGCUGAUGCAGCAUUAUCGCUCAAUCGAUAAUGCAACCGCGACUUAUCUCGUUAUCGAUCUGCCUCCUAGCGAUCGUGCCCUGCGGAUGACGCGCGCUUGUCUCGCUUCCGUCAUCAACCAAACACGAAAUGGUCGGGAAAAGGGGAGGUCAACAGUCAACAAUUGCGAAAACAGACACAGUGAUUGGGCCGAGUGGCUAGGACCGCUAACAAGCAAUCAUUGAUUAGUGCCCUGCAAGCUGCAAGUCACAAGUUCAUGCAAACAAUACCGAGCAUUUUCUGAUUGCUCCAUGCUGUCCUGCGAACACUAGGUUGCGGACGGAGAGGACCUCGCCUUGGACAUUCACACGUACACAGGUGUACGACAUGCAUUUCCACUUCACUGUC
Molecule: messenger RNA, 608 nt
Organism: Periconia digitata
Lineage: Eukaryota; Fungi; Ascomycota; Dothideomycetes; Pleosporales; Periconiaceae
Source: the annotation of a GenBank genome assembly